AUGCUGCCAAUACGAAGAAAGGUGUUUGGAACAGCUGUGGUAGUGUGUUUGGCUUGGAUAGCUCUUGUAAUUCAUUUAACAUUUAGAACGCCUACUUUGACCGAUCGCCUGGUAGAUAAGAAACUAAAACGAGUUCAAUAUCACGACUUCGAUGAAGCAUUUAUAAAAAAGGAGAGAAAAGCUGCCAUUAUCUAUAUUAACAAACCCGCCCACUGGCUGAACGACUGGAUCGGCACAGGAUGGGAGACUUCGGACGUCUUCAAAAGGUGUCCUGUUUCUAACUGUGUCUUAUCAAAAGACGAAAGAAUGUUUCCUGAAAGUGACGCAGUUAUGAUUAGACCGUUUGAUUUAAAAUGCAAUAAGAAGCAGAAACUUGGUCAGGUCUGGAUAUUAAUGGAGCAUGAAGCUCCGACGAGUUUUGACUUUCCACCCGGUAGAAAUAUAAAGCCUUGUCAUAAAAAUCUAUUUAACUGGACGUUUACCUACAGGCGCGAUUCUGAUUUCACACUAGAACAUGGGUUCUUCAAGAAGAGGCCGGAUGAAUACGAUUCAAAGUCACUGGAACGUUCGAUCAAAUCUAAAAGUAAAAGUGCGGUUGGCUUUAUAAGCAAUUGCGGUGUGAGUUCACAGCGCGGUUUGUACGUGAAUAAAUUAAGAGAUAAUGGCCUGGAUCUUGAUAUUUUUGGAGCGUGUGGAAACUUGAAAUGUCGAGGUGACAACAGACACAAGACCUCAUGGAAUACUUCAGGUGCUAGAAAUGAAUGUUUCGAUGUGAUGAACUCUAAGUACAAAUUUUACCUCUCGUUCGAAAACUCGCUUUGUGUUGAUUACGUCACAGAAAAAUCACUCAACCUGAUAAUGAGCCGAGACAUUGUUCCAGUGAUCCGUGACGGUGCCAACCACUCCAUUUAUCACCCUCCCGGGUCUUACAUACAUACCAGUGACUUCUCUAGUCCAAAACAACUAACUGCAUUCAUAUUGAAUGUUGCAAAGAAUGAAACAAAAUAUCGUAAAUAUUUUGAAUGGAGAAAUCACUAUACCAUUCACGGAAUCAUUGACGUAUUACAGAGAAAUUUUUGUGAGAUAUGCAAGCGUCUACAUAACCUUGACAAAUACCAUCGUAUUUAUGAAGAUAUAGACAAAUUCAUGUGGAAGUAUGGCGGAAAGCAAGCUUGUUACAAUGCACAGGACUUGUGACAGUAUUUGCCUUAAUUGCUUCGCACGUGCUAUGUGUGUUUUUUUCCGUUUUGUAGUGGCGAUAUUCUAGAACAAUAUGAUAUGUGAAAAAAAAUUCACUUGGAGGAGUAAUAAGCUUAGUAGGGUUCAGUUCAUGUCUGUCAUAGUUAUGAAUUACAUCAGUUUGUUGAAGUUACAAAGGCUGGUAUCAAAAUCAAACCUAUACAGAGCAUUGGUAUAUUGGUAUUUAAUAAGAGUUUACUGUAGAAUCAAGACAUUAUUUAGGCA
Pecten maximus is the source of this 1464-nucleotide messenger RNA. RefSeq names its product glycoprotein 3-alpha-L-fucosyltransferase A-like. The transcript has a single exon. Gene Ontology annotation, cellular component: membrane. Gene Ontology annotation, molecular function: alpha-(1->3)-fucosyltransferase activity. The record is from RefSeq and is a predicted model, not a curated record. Lineage: Eukaryota; Metazoa; Mollusca; Bivalvia; Pectinida; Pectinidae. Bases 1 to 1197 code for a protein of 398 amino acids.